AAAUAACUGAUGUUUGAAUAGUACAGCGUUUUCUUUACUCAAACACUACGUCUGUAAAGGCUAUGUUUUUGUGUGCUUGAAGAGCGGAGAAGUAGGUUAUUUGCCGUCUAGCCAAUAUACAAUGUACGUUUUAAAUAUCCUGUGCAUAAGCGCUUAAUUUGAGAUUUUGACCAAGUGUAUUAAACAACAAGAAAAACUAAGCGCCCAUAUAGCUACAAUAAACGUCAUAUAACCUGUAAAAGUUGAUGAAAGCAUAUGUUGCGAUGCACUUAAGUGAUUAAUUACUGCCGCAGACAACAGUUACAGCCGUUCUAAUGACACUCCAUCUCCGUCAUUCGCUGGUCAAAAACUUUGUUAACUCCAUUUGAACUUGAAUUUCAUAUAAUGUUAAGUGCAUUAAGUGCACACUGAUCAGUAAAGUCUGAUACAAUACCAACGCAGACGACGCAGUGUUUUUUAAUUAUUUAAUUUUUUCCCUUUCUAUUUUUUAAAUAUCAAUAUAUAAUAUAUCAAUAUAUCAGAAUUUAUUAAGAGACCAUACCAAAUGUAUGAAUUGGAUUUACAAGCAUUAUGUACACCUACAAUACUUAUUUGUUAAUGUUUACAUAGGUAAAGUGGAAAAAGGGUCCUAAGGUUGUUUUAAAAGUUAAAAUGUUUCAGAAUUGACUAAGAGAGCAAAAUAAACCAGCUUUAUGCAUUUUGUUUGUUAUUUGUGAAUAUUGUGCAUCUAACACAAUACAUAAUCUGCACGUUUAAUAAACUCCAGCUGGUUCAAAAUCGCAUGCGAUUAAUCGUGCAGCCCUAUGGGGACACUUAAUUUCCAGCGAUAUCAUCUACAUGAUUGCACAAAUACUAUUAGAACUGUACUGAGCUGGAUGAUGACAUCACUGAAUUCAGUAAUGAAAUACCUUCAACUGAAAAUUUAGUGUUUACUAUUGUCCUUCUGCACAAACUAUUUUCCUAUUUGAUACUGUAAAGCUGCUUGGACACAAUCUGUAUUGUUAAAAGCACUAUAUAAAUAAAGGUGACUUCACUUGAGUUAAUCUGGUAAAUGUGAUAUCAUAAUUUAAAAGAAAAGAAAAAAAAUCGCAAAUUUGUCACAAAUUUAUGGAAAUUACCACCACAAAAUCAGUCAUUUUGAUCGCAAAAAUCACACAAAAAAAUCGUGAAAUCCUGGAGGGACUGAAUGUCUAGAGAAGUGAAGUUGCAUUAUACAUAUGAAAUGUUUUUCAAGCCUUUGGAUCUGCAUCUAAAAGUAGAAAAUUGCUUACAAUCAGACAAAUCUUGUGAGGUCCCCAAAUUAAAUUUUUCUGGUCCCGUGCUUUGGAUUUGGGUUGGAGUCUGUACCUCUGGUAAUGGGCCUCACAUGUUACCGAUCCUGUGAAAGAACUCGAGUUCGACCCAUUGGCAGAUAUCAUACUGCAUGCUGGAUUUAUACACAUUUUUUGAGUUGCAUUAAGUGGGCCUAAUUUUACAUGUAAAUUCUGCAUUAAACUUUUAUUGAAAAGUAAGAAUACUGAUCAUCUAUUUCAGCAUACAUUAGAAAAUACAACUAGGAAACAAAUGCAGUAGGAAAUUAAUGUCUAAAUUAUCUAUAGUCACAUGUUGGUCUUGUUCUUGUUAAUCAUUUCUGCUUUCUUCCCAACUGAUGAUUUCUGGUCCUAUGAUUAUGAUUGUCAAAAAAAAAAAAAAAACUCCCCUUGUGAAUAGUUAAAUUUGCAAUGCAUUCACAGGCAAAAACAUUAUGUAAGUACACUGAAGAAGAAGAAGAAAAAAAAAACUCUACUGAUACGAGUGCCAGAUAUUCUCAUGUGGUAGGUUUUAAAAUCUUACAUCCCCCAAAUUUGAUUGAAAGUUUUGCUUGCAUCUGAUAUUUAAACACAGACACACCUACAAAUUACAAAACAUUUCAUUAGGCAUGACUAAACUAUAAUACUGAGUUGUAACCAAUCAGAGCGUUUGUGUGUGUUAGUGAGGUCAGGCAUUAGGUUUACUUAAAUGGAGAGAGUUGCUCUCUCAUUCACACACUGCUCAAAUCCAGGAUCACUCUUCAGUUGAAAACUUUCUUCAAGACGAACACACAACACUAACAUGCAUAGUAAAGAUCAAAUCUGCCAUGAAGACUAUCGGAUAACUGCAGACUGGUUGCUGUCCCAGACACAACACAGACCUAAAGUAGCCAUCAUCUGCGGCUCUGGACUGGGAAUGCUGGCAGAUGCGCUCAAAUGCCAAGACUCUUUCAAAUACUCUGACAUCCCUGGUUUUCCUCAGAGCACAGUGAAGGGUCAUGCUGGAAGGCUGGUUUUUGGAGAGCUCAAAGGGAAGACCUGCGUGUGCAUGCAGGGCCGAUUCCACAUGUAUGAGGGACACUCACUAUGCAAGGUCACUUUUCCAGUAAGAGUGUUUAAGCUACUGGGUGUCGAAACCUUGAUUGUCACUAAUGCUGCAGGGUCAUUAGCGGACAGUUAUAACUGUGGUGAUAUUAUGAUCAUACGUGACCACAUUAACUUCCCUGGACUUGCUGGACUGAAUCCGCUCAAUGGCCCUAAUGAUGAUAAGUUUGGUCCUCGAUUUCCACCCAUGUCUGGGGUUUAUGACAAAAGCCUACGGAAGAUGGCGUUCGACAUCUGUAAGAGCAUGGGCGUCUCCCAGUAUGUCCAAGAAGGCGUCUACUGCAUGGUGGGAGGACCCAACUUUGAGAGCAUAGCUGAGGCCCGCCUUCUGCACAAACUGGGAGUGGAUGCAGUUGGAAUGAGUACUGCACCGGAAGUGUUGGUCGCCAGUCAUUGUGGCAUGAGGGUCUUCGGUCUCUCCCUCAUCACUAACAAAGUGGUGAAAAGCUAUGAGGACAAUGAGUCUGUCAAUCAUGAAGCUGUGCUGGAAGUGAGCAAAAUGCGUUCGGAGACGCUGCAGGCGCUCGUCACAGAGCUCAUCAACCGCAUGGACAUCAACAACAACACCGCAUGAUCUUAUCAACACUGUAACUGCCAAUCAAAACCUCAUCCAGGAACAUCUGCAGCUAUACUAUGAUCAUGUUUUUCAUUUCUUUAUACUUUUCAAUAACACAUUUUAAAUAAUUAAAUGUCAAGAUUUUACUAUUUGCAGUGAUCACAAAUAUGAUGUAGUUUGAUGGUGCCAUAACAACCAACUUUUAACAUUGGACUAUUCCACAUGUUAUUCAUUAAAUAUUAGUCUUUUUUUGGUGCUGUGAAGGCUGUAUAUGCCUUUGUAUAUUGAUGUUUUCAUAAUAUUAAUCCCACCUUUAUGUGAGGAAUUAUGCAGGAAAAAAAUGUAUGCACUGCUGUUCAUUAUACAAAGUAAUAUAAUUCCUAAUGUUAAUAUUUUGACUAUAAAGUUGGACAUUUAAAUCAUUGUUAUGCUAUUUAUAAUACAUUUUAUAUUUACUGUUUGCGUUGUAAAUGUGCCACUAAAUAUAGACCUUUUUGUAUAACCUUCUCUUCUAUAAACAUGCAUCUUAUCUAUAAUGCAGAAAUGACAGCAAUUAAAGUGUAUUUUGA
This is a messenger RNA of Onychostoma macrolepis, 3518 nucleotides long. RefSeq names its product purine nucleoside phosphorylase 4a (gene pnp4a). Bases 2092 to 2967 code for a protein of 291 amino acids. The transcript is spliced from 6 exons. Gene Ontology annotation, cellular component: cytoplasm. Lineage: Eukaryota; Metazoa; Chordata; Actinopteri; Cypriniformes; Cyprinidae. Gene Ontology annotation, molecular function: purine-nucleoside phosphorylase activity. The record is from RefSeq and is a predicted model, not a curated record. Gene Ontology annotation, biological process: nucleoside metabolic process.